Penicillium diatomitis is the source of this 1254-nucleotide messenger RNA. Its product is annotated as putative aspartate transaminase. Gene Ontology annotation, molecular function: L-aspartate:2-oxoglutarate transaminase activity; pyridoxal phosphate binding. Bases 1 to 1254 code for a protein of 417 amino acids. The transcript is spliced from 3 exons. The record is from RefSeq and is a predicted model, not a curated record. Gene Ontology annotation, biological process: L-aspartate biosynthetic process. Lineage: Eukaryota; Fungi; Ascomycota; Eurotiomycetes; Eurotiales; Aspergillaceae. Gene Ontology annotation, cellular component: cytosol.
AUGGAGAAGACCGUUCCGACUCGCCUCACCGUGGCUCCUGUGCCUCCCGAUGAGAUCUUCGCGCUGAACGCUGCAUACUUCGCCGACAAUUACCCACAAAAGGUCAGCUUGGGGGUGGGUGUCUACCGGACGGAUGAUGGCAAGCCUUGGCCCUUGCCUGCUGUUCAGCAGGCCGAGCAGGCGCUCGCAGAGGAGGACGAUCUCAUGAGACACGAAUACACUGCCAUCGAGGGAGACAAGCCCUUCUUGCCCAUUGCGCGAGAUCUGAUGUUCGGCUUCACGGGCCAGCCCAGUGAGGAGUCGGCCAAGGCACGUAUUGCUACUGUACAGACCGUGGCGGGUACCGGUGCCAACCACCUGGGUGCCUUGUUCCUUGCCCACCACAUGAAGCCGCCAUCAGUCUGGCUGUCCAACCCUUCGUGGGCCAAUCACAUGACGAUCUGGGAACUGGCUGGCGUGCCGCGCAAGACCUACCCCUACUACCAUGCUGCUACGAGAUCCUUCGACUUUGACGGUAUGAUGUCGACCCUGGAGAAUGAGGCUCAGGAAGGUGACGUGGUUCUGUUGCACGCUUGCGCUCAUAACCCUACCGGUCUGGAUCCGAACAAGGAGCAGUGGGUCGCCAUCGCGGACCUGUGUGAGCGCAAGAAGCUGUUCCCCUUCUUCGACUCGGCCUACCAGGGCUUCGCCUCGGGAUCUGUCGAGGAAGAUGCCUGGGCCGUCCGCUACUUCUUCAACAACAAGCCCGACAUGGAGAUGUGUGUGGCCCAGAGUUUCUCCAAGAACUUUGGUCUCUACGGACAGCGUGUGGGGGCCUACCACUACGUGACCAACCGCAAUGCGACUUCCAUUCGCGACGUGAUUGUGAACAAUCUUUGCCACUUGAUCCGUGGUGAAUUCUCCAUGGGUCCUCGCAUCGGCUGCAGCAUUGUCAAGAAGAUUAUGACAAGUGAGGCCUUGGUGGCCCAAUGGCACAGUGAUCUGCAGGUGAUGAGCUCGCGUAUCAAGUCGAUGCGCCAGGCUCUCUAUAGCGAGCUGAUUCGCUUGAAGACCCCCGGUACUUGGGAGCAUAUCAUUCAGCAGAAUGGCAUGUUCUCGUACACAGGUUUGACCCCGAAGCAAGUCUACGCGCUCCGGGACAAGUACCACGUCUACCUGCUCAAGUCUGGUCGUGCUUCCAUCAGUGGCUUGAGCAAGAAGAACGUUGCUUAUGUUGCCCAGGCUAUCGAUGACGUUGUCCGCAAUGUCCUGUAG